AUGACGGCACUGGAGUAUUUGUGUCCCAAUCUUCAUACAAUUUCAAAGUCAUUUUUGAAAAUACCUGAUAAUUUAGCUGGAUUGACGAUUUUAGCAUUUGGAAACAGUGCCCCAGAUAUAUUUAGUACUUAUGAAGCAAUGAAGAUGAAAGAAACAAAUUUAGCAUUAGCGGAAUUGAUUGGAGCUUCCUUUUUUGUAUCCACAUGUGUAAUUGGAUGCAUAGGAGUUGUUAAACCUUUCGAAGUGCCACAAUAUUUAUUUGGUAAAGACGUGGUUAUGUACAUUUUAGUGUAUUUAGUGAUCACAUUUAAUUUGAUAACCAAAAGUUUGAAUUGGAAGUCUUGUUUGGUUUUAAUUUUAUUGUAUUUAACGUACGUUUCAAUUGCAAUUAUAGCUCAUCAAAGAAAGAAAUCAAGAAUGGCAGCUAUUUUGAGGGACCAUAGAUCUAGGGGGAUUUUUGAAGAUUUAGAUGAUGAAAUUUACGGAGAUGAAACUUCUAGAUUACCAACCAUUGAAGAUAUUGAGUUACAUCAUGAUUAUGAAAUUGAUAGUGGAGUAUAUGGAAUAAGCAAAUUGAUAAAAGACUUGUCUAAUCAUUCAAAUUUAGUUGGUACAGUUCAGCUUGAGACGGAUGAAGUUGAAAUUAAAGAGGUUAGUUCAGAAAGUUUUUACAAGAUUUUUUGUCCACAAUUACUUGAAGACAUUCCUUUACCACGAAAAGUUGUGCUUAGUUUACUUCUUCCAAUUACAAUAGUACUCAAACUAACGAUACCUGUUUCCGGAGAACUUGAUAAAUUAUUGGUAAUUCAGACAUUCUUGGGAACAAAUUUUUUCAUUUGCAAUCUAAAUAUAUCAUUGAAGAUAAAAUUGAUACUUUGGGCUUUGAGUAUCCCUUUCACAUUCUUGAUACAUAAGAUAGACAAGUUGAAACCUGAAGUGAUGGAAUAUUUUAAGACAAUAUUUGGAACCAUAAUUUCAAUUACAUAUAUAUCAUUUAUCGCUACAGAAAUUAUCAGCAUUCUACGUGUUAUUUCAACUGUUUGCAAUUUGAGUGAUGAUUUGUUGGGAAUAACUUUAUUUGCGUUAGGAAAUUCAAUUGGUGAUUUUAUAACAAAUUAUACUAUGGCUCAAUUGGGAUUUCCUAUAAUGGCAUUCGCGGCAUGUUUUGGUGGACCUUUAUUAGCACUAUGUUCAUUUGGAUUUAGUGGUCUUAUUGUUGGAGGAACUCAUGAAUUAGAGUUCACAGAAAUUUUGAUAGUAGGAAUAACAGCCAUUUUUCUCAAUAUGAUUGCCUUAUGUGUCAUGAUCCCCAAGAAUAAUUGGCAGUUGGAUGAGAGAAUCGGUAAGAUUUUAGUAUUAAAUUGGGUUGUAACAUACGAUGAGACAAUUAAUCAGCUAAAAUAUCAUUUAAAUUACAAUUCAAUAGGUGCUAUAUUAGAGGAUUUGAUCAAAUUGAGUAUUAAAUCAAAUUCUCGUAAAAUUAAUAUCAAGUUAGAUUUAUCGUCUUUAUCAACAUUCCUACAAAAUGAUGGAAAUGGUUUCACACCAGAGCAGUUAGAAAGGCAAAAUCAUUUGUUUGGAGCCAUAUCCAAUGUGUCAAUCAUAUCGAAAUGUUCUGAUUAUAAAUGUCCAUACAUGGUUAAUGGAUCGAGUGCACAAUUAUUUGAUGUAAAGACAUUGGAAAGAAGUUAUUUCAAACCAACUACAUUGGAAAAGCAUGGUACGAUCUAUAUUAUUAAUAACAUUUUCAAUACGUUACCUGUAAGAAAGGAGCAAAUGAAAACAACAUCCACUUUCAAAAUAUUAAAUAACAUUAAAUUAUCAUUCUUGAAAUCAUUGAUUGAAACCGAAAACGUUACUGUGUCGUUCCUGUUAUACAAUCCACAGCGUCUCAAAUUUGAAGAGCAAGUUGUGGUCAAUUUAAAGGAACGAAGUUUAAGACAAUUAAUGAAGAGUUUGUUUGAAUUAGAAGGUUUUAAAAGCAUUAGAGCGGAGUUCAAAAAUCAUAGAUUUGAAGGAAUAAUUGGAUUGAACCCCAUAAAUUCUAAAAGUCACCAAUAUAUAUUCAUCAACGGGGUAUUGGCAUCAAUGGAAAAAGAUAUAUCAAACAAGUUGAAUGAAAUAUUUAAUGAUUUCACAGAAGUCGUUACCCCGACUAAAACAACAGGAAGACCUUUUCAUAAAUUUCCAGUCUUUCUUAUAUACAUCUCAAGUGACAAAAAGGAAAUUCCAAAUGAUUCUUAUACAUGGGAAGUUAUUGUACAUAUUUUGACCAAAAUUUUUCAAAAAUUUGUAAGCAUUGGUGAAAAGAGGAAACUUGAUGAAGAAUUGGUAUUACUGCCAAUAAAAAAAUCCAAAACGGACAAGUUCUUACUAUCAACUAAUGCAAGGUUAGGAGAUUCGAAACCAGAGGAAGUUGAAGGUUUGUUAAGUAUUCAUAAAUCCGAUGUCAAAGUUCCAAAUUUGAACUUAAAAAAGCCACCUCCAAUUCACAUUUGCCAUUGUCACGAUCAUUCUGAACCACAACAAACGAAGCAGGUAGAUUUAACCUUUGGCAACUAUAGGAUUAUCAGACAAAUUGAUAAAAAAUUUAUAUUAUUACUUUUGGAUAGUAAGUUGGUAAUUUUAGAUCAACAUGCAAGCGAUGAGAGAGUGAAAGUGGAAGAGCUUAUGAAAGAGUACAUAUCGACUUUGAAUAGACCUAGUUUGAGAUUAGCUACACCAAUCCCUAUUUUAAUAAGUAAAGAUGAAAAAGUUUUGCUUAAUCAAUAUAAAGAAAAUUUUGAAUUAUUUGGUAUCAUAUAUCAUCUUGAUGAGGAUUUAAAAGUUUAUGUUACUUAUUUGCCAGAGAUUUUGAUAACGAAGUGCACUGAAGAUUGGGAAUUUUUGAAAAAUGUUAUACUACAACAUGGGUACGAUUUACAAAAUAAUUCAAAAUUAGUCAAGUUCGAUAUGACAAAUUGGUUCCAGUCAUUUCAUAAUGUACCUAGAAUAAUUACAGAGAUCAUAAAUUCAAAAGCUUGUCGUUCUGCUAUCAUGUUUGGGGAUGAAUUAGACCAAGAAGAAAUCACCACAUUGAUUGAGAGAUUGAGUAAAUGUAAAUUACCAUUUCAAUGUGCUCAUGGAAGACCAUCCAUAAUCCCAUUAGCUAGUAUAAAAUGA
Messenger RNA from Lodderomyces pseudojiufengensis, 3162 nucleotides. RefSeq names its product mismatch repair protein (gene MLH3). Bases 1 to 3162 code for a protein of 1053 amino acids. Gene Ontology annotation, biological process: transmembrane transport; monoatomic cation transport; mismatch repair. Gene Ontology annotation, molecular function: ATP binding; monoatomic cation transmembrane transporter activity. Gene Ontology annotation, cellular component: membrane. The transcript has 2 exons. The record is from RefSeq and is a predicted model, not a curated record. NCBI's taxonomy places the organism in Eukaryota, Fungi, Ascomycota, Pichiomycetes, Serinales, Debaryomycetaceae.